Striga hermonthica is the source of this 2139-nucleotide messenger RNA. Lineage: Eukaryota; Viridiplantae; Streptophyta; Magnoliopsida; Lamiales; Orobanchaceae. The record is from the annotation of a GenBank genome assembly.
AUGAGACCAUCAGCUUUUAAGGAGUUGGAACAUUGGUACGAGGCUACCCUUCAUAGCCUCGACUCCAAUCCUUCAAAAUCCCAAAACAACUACUCGAGAUUACUUCAUGUUUACAAAACAGUUUUCCAUGGAUUCUCGGCCAGCCUGACCUCACAACAAUCCCAACAGCUCGAGAAGCUUCCGGAGGUCGUUGCGGUUUUCCCCGACCGACUUCUCAAGUUACACACGACCCGUUCGCCUUAUUUCCUUGGCUUAUACGAGGAUACUAAUAAUACAGUGGCACGGCCUUUGCUGGUUGAAUCCAAUUCCGGCUCGAAUGUCAUUAUCGGAUUCCUCGACAGCGGUAUCUGGCCCGAACACCCUAGCUUCGACGACAAAGGCCUCGAUCCCCUACCUGCCGGCACAUGGAAAGGCGAGUGCGUGGAAGCUGAUAUGUGCAACAACAAAAUCAUAGGCGCUAGGUUUUUUCUGGACGGAUACGAAGCUUGGAAAGGCGGUAGAGUCGAUCGUUCCCCAUGGGAUAACUUCGGCCACGGCACUCACACGGCAUCCAUUGCCGCCGGAAGGGCCGUCGAGGGCUCGUCUUUUUCUGGAUACGCAAACGGCACGGCAAUCGGAGUUGCGCCAAAGGCAAGAAUCGCCGUGUACAAAGUCUGCGGUGAUGAUGGUUGUGCCGGGUCCGACGUUCUCGCCGGUUUCGACAAGGCCGUGGAGGAUGGGGUCGAUAUAAUUUCCAUCUCACUUGGAGGCGAAGGAGCGGUGCCGUAUGAUGAAGACCCGAUCGCGAUCGCGGCUUUUGGCGCGAUGGAGAAGGGCGUUUCGGUCAUUUCAUCCGCCGGGAAUAGCGGCCCUUUUCUAUACAGGGUGAGCAAUGUUGCCCCGUGGAUGACGACCGUUGCUGCCGGCACGAUCGACCGAGGUUUCUUAGCGGAUCUCGUACCGGAAUACGGACCCGUGAUGUACGGUGCAUCGCUUUACGGUGGGCCUCCUCUGUACCCUACUUUUCUGCCCCUAGCGUAUGGAGGGAGUUGCAGUGAAGAGGGGUUACCGGACGAGAGCUUUUCUGGGAAGAUUGUGGUUUGCGAUGCAGUGAAAGGCACGAGUGCCAUAGCUCAAGAAGAUGUUGUGAGGAAUAUUCUCCAUGGUUCCGGUGUGGUGGUUGCCAACUUAAAACUGGCCGGAAAAGGUCGCAUUGCGAAACCCUUUUCCAUCCCCGGUCUCACCAUAACCGAGUCCGACGGAAACACGAUCCGUGACCUCAUACGCAAACAAAACACAAACACAAAUGCCACGAUAAUAUUCCGUGGCACGGAUUUUGGGAUUGGGCCGGGGAUCGAGCCAGCUCCGGCGGUAGCUUAUUUCUCAUCCAGAGGCCCUAACUCAAAGUCAUCGUACGUCUUGAAGCCCGAUGUGGUCGCGCCAGGUGUCAACAUCCUUGGGGCGUGGAUCCACGGCAAAUUCAAUGUGACCUCGGGCACGUCAAUGGCAUGCCCGCACGUUUCAGGAUUGGCUGCUCUAUUGAAGGGGGCCCACAAAGACUGGUCCCCAGCAAUGAUUAGAUCCGCCAUCAUGACCACGGCUUACACACAAGCUAACAAUGGCGAGCCCAUAAUCAAUGAGAAUGAUGGAACAGAGUCUAAGGCUUCUGAUAUGGGCUCCGGCCACAUUGACCCGGAGAAAGCUCGUGAUCCAGGAUUAGUCUACGAUAUAACCCCGAACGAUUACGCGGCAUUCCUGUGCGCUUCAAAUUAUACGGUCGAUCAGAUCCGCCUUAUAACUAAUGAAAGUUACGCGACGGAGGAUUGUAGCAGAAUUAAUGCAUGGGAUCUGAAUUAUCCGGCCAUCUCUAUUGAUUUAGAGACACUUGAUUACAUGAAUCGUGAUAUCACGGUUAAAAGGACAGUGACACGUGUUGGUGACGGCGAUGCUAGUUACAGCGUGACGGUGACCAAUCCGAAAGGGGUAACUCUGACCGUAAAUCCCAUGAAAAUGGAUUUCACGGCCGGCAAGGGGGAAAAACAAAGUUACGCCGUGACAAUAACGGCAACUUCGUUGCCGAAAGAGACUGUGGAGGGGAAGAUUGUUUGGUCGGACGGGAAGCAGCAGGUGGUGUCGCCGGUGGUGAUACGGGCGUAUUGA